UGUAACAAUCUCUCCGCGCAUGUUCACAGUCUCCGGGUGGACGGUGUUUUCCUCUCCGCUCAGAGCUGAAGUUGUUCGGCUGUGUGAUCGGGAAAGAUUUUCGUCUCUUCCGUCGGGAUCACUGUCUGGGGGCCGAAGAUAUCACUUUCCCAUCGUUUGACCUGCAGUGAGAGAUUUAUUGGAAGAAAACCCAGGACUGAAGACGAGGGAACAGCAACAAGUGAACCAGCCCGAGGACUGAGAGCAUCAACUGGAGAGAAACCAAUCUGGCUCGGAGAUUCCGGUGAUUCAGUCAGGAGAAAGUUUGGCCUGCUACAUAGAUUGUGUGAAAGUGCAGAUGAACUGGAUCGAACCCAGAGGAGUUCAAAGUUCCUAUCGACUGUGAUUUACCAACUGUGAAAAUGAAUACCUCUCUGUAUAAAAUUCACUGUGCACAUCUUGUCACUGGGUAAAAAAUGAACAGUACACGAUUCAUGUGCACACUGGUUACUACAAAUUAGAGGGAAUAUUGGAGGGAAGGAGGGGAGACUUCCAGUGUCCCUGAUGCCCUCACCUACAAGAUGUGUAUUCAGCUGCAGUUUGUAACCCUGCACUUUAAGGUGUUGGAUCUUGAAAUGGGUGAAUUCCAGAUCAUCCAGCAGUAGGACGGGGUGAAAGAUAUGACAUGAAGAGAGGUGAGUUCCACCCAAGGUGCAGGACACAGGAAACUGGGUGAGAAUCGGGAAGGGGAAUGAGAUUAAAUAGCCAUCGUAGAGUACUCCAGUGCCAUGCCUGCACAAUAACAAGAGGAACACUUUAGAAACUGUUGGGGGGAGGAAAGUCAAAGGGCUGAUAAGUGGCUUUGUUAGGGGAACAGAGCAAGAGGCAAUUAAUAUCUUAGUGGUAAGGCUUACUAGAGCUAGUGGGGGUUGGGGCUGAUAUGGUUAAAGUAAGUUGUAGGGGGAAUGGGAGCCAGAAUGACAGAACAGAUAGUGGAGAUGGUGAAUUGAAUUGACUUUAUUAUGUACAUCCUUCAUAUAGAUGAGUAGAAAUAUUUACAUUACAUUACUGUCUAAAUGUGCAAUGUGUAAUUGAAAUUGAUUUAUAAUGUUUAGUUUGUAUAUAGGACAGUCAAGAAAGCAAUUAAUCAGUCUGAUGGCCUGGUGGAAGAUGAUGUCCCGGAGCCUGUUGCUGUGGUACCGUUUCCUGGAUGGUGGCAGCAAGAACAGUUUGUGGUUGUGAACUUUUUUAGGUGUAUAAGAUGAUGAGGGGUAUUGAUCGUCUGGAUAGCCAGAGGAUUUUUCCCAGGGCUGAAGUGUCUAACACGAGGGAGCAGAGUUUUCAGGUGCUUGGAAAUAGAUACCGACGGGAUGUUGGGGUAAGUUUUCUACACAGAGCCUGGUGGGUGCAUGGAAUACACUGCCGACUUCACUGUUUCAGUUACUGUGGGGCCAGGCAGCUCAGUGGGAACAAGGAAUAAUACCAAUGGAGAGAGUCAAACUCAGCCAAGGUACAAAUUGGAGAUGGCAGAAAUGCCUGAUUCUUAUAGAAACGGGAACAGCAUCAGGGAAUUGAUGGUCAUUCCAGAUACCAGCACUGUGUCCAGUUACAAGAUGAUUUCUCUCACCAACUUGGGUUGAACCUCACUUUAACAGUGUGAUGUCAGAUCACACCUUGACAACUCAAGUGAUCUCAUCUGAAAUGUUGUCCUACACACAUUGAUGGAUUUUGUAAAUCUUUUUACAGGUUAAAAAUGACAAGGAAUUUGUCUACGGGAAUCCCGAACACAACACACCAGUUUUGCUGUCUCUGUCCAGAUACUUAAGAAGAGGAGCAAGCGAUUCACUCGAUCAUCCUUCCUGCUCAGACUGCGGAGAGGGAUUCACUCGAUCAUCUGACCGACUGGCACGCCUGUAAUUUCAAACAUCUGCUCAGACAGUGGGAAUGGAUUCAGUCGGUCAACUCAACUGAAGGUACAGCAGCAAGUUCACACAGGGACGAGACCAUUCACCUGUUCUGUGUGUGAGAAGGGAUUCAGUCAGUCUUCCCACCUGCAGACACAUCAGUCAGUUCACCCUGGGCAGAGGCUGGUCAUCUGCUGAAUUUGUGGGGAAGGAUUCACUCGGUCAUCUGACCUAAUGGCUCACCAGCGAGUUCACACUGGAGAGAGGCCGUUCACCUGCUUGGACUGUGGGAAGGGGUUCACUUGGUCAUGCCAUCUGAAGCUACAUCAGAGAGUUCACACUGGGGAGAGGCCAUUUACCUGCUCAGUCUGUGGGAAGAGAUUCACUCAGUCAUCCAGCCUAAUGGCUCACCAGCAAGUUCACACUGGAGAGUGGCCGUUCACCUGCUUGGACUGUGGGAAGGGGUUCACUCAGUCAUGCCAUCUGAAGGUACAUCAGCGAAUUCACACUGGGGAGAGGCCGUUCACCUGCUCAGACUGUGGGAAGGGAUUCACUCAGUCAUCUGAACUGAAGGUACAUCAGCGAGUUCACUCUGGUGAGAGGCCAUUCACCUGCUCAGACUGUGGGAAAGGAUUCACUCAGUCAUUUAAGCUCAAAAUACAUCAGCGAGUUCACACUGGAGAGAAGCCGUUCACCUGCUCAGACUGUGGGAAGGGAUUCACUCAGUCUGCCCACCUACGAUCACACAUGUCAGUUCACACUGGGAAGAGGCCGUUUACCUGUUCAUACUGUGGGGAGGGAUUCAUUUUGUCAUCACAGCUGCUGGCACAUCAGCGAGUUCACACUGGGGAGAGACCGUUCACCUGCUCAGACUGUGGGAAGGGAUUCACACAGUCGUACAGCCUACUGGUUCACCAGCGGCUUCACACCGGCGAGCGGCCGUUCACCUGUUCGGACUGUGGGAAGGGAUUCACUUGCUUAGCUAAACUGAAGCUACAUCAGAGAGUUCACACUGGAGAGAGGCCGUUCACCUGCUCAGACUGUGGGAAGGGAUUCAUUUGCUCAUCUGAACUGAAGGUACAUCGGAGAGUUCACACUGGGGAGCGGCCGUUCAUCUGCUCAGACUGUGGGAAGGGAUUCAUUCAAUCAUGCACUCUGAAGGUACAUCAGCGAGUUCACACUGGGGAGCGGCCGUUCAUCUGCUCAGACUGUGGGAAGGGAUUCAUUCAAUCAUCCACUCUGAAAGUACAUCAGCGAGUUCACACCAGAGAGAGGCCAUUCACCUGCUCAGAGUGUGGGAAGGGAUUCACUCGGUCAUCUCAACUACAGAGACACCAGCGAGUUCACACCGGGGAGAGGCCAUUCACCUGCUCAGAAUGUGGGAAGGGAUUCAGUCGAUCAUGUCAACUACAGACACACCGGCAAGUUCACACUGGCGAGAGGCCGUUCAUCUGCUCGGAAUGUUCAAAGGGAUUCACUCAGGCAUCUCACCUACUGAGACACCAGCGAGUUCACACUGGAGAGAGGCCAUUCACCUGCUCAGAGUGUGGGAAGGGAUUCAUUCAAUCAUCCACUCUGAAAGUACAUCAGCGAGUUCACACCAGAGAGAGGCCAUUCACCUGCUCAGAGUGUGGGAAGGGAUUCACUCAGUUAGGUAACCUACAAGCACACCAGCGAGUUCACACUGGGGAGAGGCCGUUCACCUGUUCAGACUGUGGGAAGGGAUUCACUCAGUCAUCCAGCCUACAAGCACACCGGUCAGUUCAUACUGGGGAGAAGCUGUUCACCUGCUGAAGCCUGAAUUAUACCUCUGCAUAGACGCUAUGCCGUUGUGAGCAUUUCUACUUGUGAUUUUGUGUGUCUGCAUCACUGCCAAAAUGCUAGUUGGUGUUGGGGUUCUGUGCUACUGUGUUGAAUUGACGUGUUGAGUUGCGAACAAUGGCGACUGCUGACUACGUCUUGUUGGAGUUGGAGCUAAUCAAUGUUGCAGAAGUGUUACUUUUUUUGAAAUUACUGCAACGCAGAAAAAUGAGAAGUUUUUCCAUUACCUUUUGCAGUCCAUGAUGUCCAAAGCAAUGUUGGAAAUUUCUUUGCACGAUUUUGAUGCCAUUUUCAAGUCUUUAUUGUCUGCCAAUGAAGAGUCGUG
Hypanus sabinus (Atlantic stingray) is the source of this 4029-nucleotide messenger RNA. Its product is annotated as zinc finger protein 585A-like. The transcript has 4 exons. The record is from RefSeq and is a predicted model, not a curated record. Bases 2118 to 3677 code for a protein of 519 amino acids. Gene Ontology annotation, molecular function: DNA-binding transcription factor activity; RNA polymerase II cis-regulatory region sequence-specific DNA binding. Lineage: Eukaryota; Metazoa; Chordata; Chondrichthyes; Myliobatiformes; Dasyatidae. Gene Ontology annotation, biological process: regulation of transcription by RNA polymerase II.